Molecule: messenger RNA, 2376 nt
Organism: Daldinia vernicosa
Lineage: Eukaryota; Fungi; Ascomycota; Sordariomycetes; Xylariales; Hypoxylaceae
Product: amine oxidase
Exons: 7
Coding region: 1-2376 (791 amino acids)
Cellular component (GO): mitochondrial inner membrane
Molecular function (GO): copper ion binding; oxidoreductase activity
Source: RefSeq, a predicted model, not a curated record
AUGACAUCGCCGGCUAACUGGGUGCCCAGAAAGAAGGUUGCCAUCGUUGGCAGUGGCUCUGCCGGUAUUGGUGCUCUGUGGGCCUUGAAUCGUACGCACCAUGACGUCUAUCUCUACGAGGCGGCUGAUCGCCUGGGUGGCCAUACCAAUACGGUAGAAUGGAAGAAGGGCAAAUUCACCACCUUGGUCGACACAGGCUUCAUCGUCCUCAACGAAGCAACAUACCCAAACUUCAUUAACUUCCUCAACUAUAUGAAGGUCAAGACCGUGCCCACUCAGAUGACCUUUGGAUUUUCAAGGGAUCGUGGGAAAUUCGAAUGGGCAGGGUCAAGUUUAGAUUCCAUAUUCUGUCAGAGGAAGAACCUUUUUUCUCUACGGAUGUGGAGGCUCAUUUUCGAUAUCAUCCGUUUCAACAAAUUUGCGCUCGAUUUGUUGAAGGAUGACGACAAUGACGUCUAUCUAAACACCGAAACCUCGGCUGCGCCUAUGGAGACUAUUGGACAGUAUUUGGAUAGAGAAGGGUACUCUGAAGCUUUUCGCACCGACUACCUAAUCCCUAUGACGGCCGCUGUAUGGAGUACGAGUCCUGAUAAGUGCACCUUGGAGUUUCCGGCUGUGACGCUCGUACGUUUUAUGUGGAAUCAUCAUCUCCUAAGCACAUUUGCGAGGAGACCAGACUGGCUUACACUAGAGAACGGGGCUAAAUCGUACGUUAAUGCUGUGAUGAGAGGGUUCCCACCAAACCAUCUAUUUCUCAAAACCACAGUCAAGCAUCUUAGCAACGACAAAGACGGGCGUGUGAAGUUACAUUUAGAAAAUGGCAAGACGGAAGUAUACGAUCACGUCAUAUUAGCGACACAUGGGGACCAAGCAUAUCAGAUCAUUAAGCCUUCGGCAACUGCAAAGGAGCGGGCCAUCAUGUCCUCGUUUGAAAGCUCGGAGAAUACCUGCGUUCUCCACUCAGAUCUUUCACACAUGCCGAGGCGGCAAAAUUCCUGGUCCGCUUGGAAUUAUCUCGCGUUGUCAUCGCCUUGGACGAAUAAGGACAUUGAUCAAGUGUCGUUGACUUAUAACAUGAAUAUACUACAACAUAUUCCGAGGCAAGCUUUUGGCGAUGUCCUGGUGACGUUAAACCCCAUCCAGGAACCGAAGCCGGAGACUGUACAAGGCCGAUAUUCAUACUCACACCCGCUGUAUAACCCUGCAGCGAUCCGAGCGCAGCAAGCGUUACCGAUAAUACAGAAUACCAGAGGGAUCAGCUACGCGGGCGCAUGGACUAAGUACGGGUUUCACGAAGACGGAUUUAGUAGCGGACUGUACGUAGCCCAAGCUCAUCUCGGAGCUAGAUUGCCUUUCCAGUUUGUAGACUCGACCUACAGUCGUGGAAAGCAACCUAGGUUGGGUAUAUUAGACUUGUUUGUAAGAGUUGUCAUCCUGCUGAUUCAGGUAUUUGUUAUAAAUUUGUUGGAGAGGGUAUUCGGCAGGAUUACGAAGAAUGUAUCAACACAACAAGGAAACGGUAUAGGAAAUGGAAAGCUUUACUUACCAACUCUUCCAUCUACCAUAAUGAACACCCUCUCCCAGACCUCAUGGCGGGCACUCCGAGCCAGCACCUCAUCAGCUUCGCAAUGGGCAUGCGCAUCGUGCCGUCGCGCCCUCGUCCGGCCGUCUCCCCGCCGAAGCGUAACGAAUUCCUCGGCGAGGAAACAGCAGACCACUCCUACUGCCCCCGGUCCCGGCGCCGGGAUGCCGUCGAUGGAACGCGUGCGCGAGUACUAUAGAUUUAAGAAUCGCACGACUAUGUAUUACACGCUUAGCAUUAUACUCGGCACUGUUGCCUUCUCGUACGGCUCCGUGCCGAUGUAUAAGAUGAUAUGCCAGACAACCGGCUGGGGCGGCCAGCCCGUCCGCGCGCACGGCCCCUCAAGCGACGACGCAGACUUCGACCAGGCAUCGCGACUUAUCCCCGUGACGGACGCGCGACGCAUCCGAGUCACGUUCAACGCCUCGGUAUCAGACGUCCUGCCGUGGAAAUUCGUGCCGCAGCAGCGGGAGGUGCGCGUGCUGCCCGGAGAGACGGCGCUGGCGUUCUACACGGCGACGAACCGCAGCGACAGCGACAUCAUCGGGGUGGCGACGUACAGCGUCACGCCCGCGCAGGUCGCGCCGUACUUCAGCAAGAUCCAGUGCUUCUGCUUCGAGGAGCAGCGGUUGAACGCGGGGGAGACGGUCGAUAUGCCCGUGUUCUUCUACUUGGAUCCCGAUAUGCUGAACGAUUUGAACAUGCGCGGGAUCAACGAGGUUACGCUCAGUUAUACGUUUUUCAAGGCGAAAUACGAUAAUAAUGGAAACUUCAAGUCGUUCCCGACGACGUAG